AUGGCGGGGGGCGGGGAUAAGGUUGACUACGUCUUCAAGGUGGUGCUCAUCGGCGACUCCGCUGUCGGCAAGUCGCAGAUCCUGGCGCGCUUCGCCCGCAACGAGUUCAGCCUCGACUCCAAGGCCACCAUCGGGGUAGAGUUCCAGACCCGGACGCUUGUAAUCGACCACAAGUCCGUCAAGGCUCAGAUCUGGGACACCGCCGGGCAGGAGAGGCAAGUCCACUCUCUUUUCGCGUUCCUCCUCGUCGAUCAUUUUUUUUUCUUUUUUGUUGUCGUGGGUGGGUGGGUGGGGAUCUGGGUGGUGAUGCCGAGCACAUGUGCUGUCAAAGUUAAGCAUAACACUCCUGUUGUCAUCCGUGACAUGGUGGGAAAAUGUUGA
Miscanthus lutarioriparius is the source of this 381-nucleotide messenger RNA. NCBI's taxonomy places the organism in Eukaryota, Viridiplantae, Streptophyta, Magnoliopsida, Poales, Poaceae. The record is from the annotation of a GenBank genome assembly.